GGCAUCCGCCCAGGGACCUCCCAAGAUGGAUGACUUGCUCCAGAAGCUACGCCGGAGCAUUGCGGAGCUGAGCCUCCAAGGGGAUGACUUCACCCGGCAGAUGUGGCACAUGUACAACACCUUCGAGGACGUGGUGGUCAAGGGCGGCCCCGGCAGCGACCAACAUCAGCAGUCAUUGCAGUCGCAGGGCCAACACUCCUUGCCGCCGCAGUCACAACAGCAGCAGCAGCAGCAGCCACAGCCAUCUGUGCCACAGCCACAACACUCCUCGCAACCACAACAGCCACAAACACCACCUUCACAGGCACCGCAGUCACAGCCGCAGCCUCAGCAGUCGCUGCAUCCACCUCGCCACUCCAGUACCAGUGAGCCGACAACGACCUCAGCGGUUGCUCCGACCGCUCGGCCGGAACCUUCGGCAACGCGACUCGUGAAGCCCAUCCGGGCUCCAUCCAGCCCAGACGUCCGCCGUGAUUCCCUGUCGUCCCCGUCGGCUUCUCCAGGAGCCCGGCGGAAGAAACGGCCCAUGUCCCAACGGUGUACGUACGCCGCCUGCCAGAGAAGCGGCACUCCUUCCAGCAACCCGCUCUUGGACACCAUCGGCUCCAUGACGUACGACCCAUGCUGCGAGUCGGACGACUACUACGACCUGGCCAGUGUGUACCUCAGGCGCCGCCAGGGGCGCCACAGCGACGGCGAGUCGAUCGGCUACGCCGGCUCUAUCGACAGCGGGUACAAGAGUCUCUGUCCCACACCCGAGAUCCCGGACUACGACGGUGGGACAGUCACGGGGCAGCCGGACGCCAAGCCCAAGAUCAUGAUGGGCACGCGGCUCAUGUCCAAGCAGGCCAAGCCGACGCAAGAAGAACUGGACGCCGACCUGGAUCACCUGAUGCAACUGCGACAGUCCCUCCUCACUGCCAUCGCCAGAUGCGAAUCUCCGGCGAGUCCAAAGAGCCCUCGAACGACGACAACGACGGCGGGUGAUAAGACGGUUCGGUUCAGCACCGACAAAAGCACCGCGGCGUCGGCCAAGAGCAGGACGACGUCCGCGGCUGGCGCCGGCGGCCGGACCAAGCCGAUACUGAAGGACCCGCUUUGCGCCAACCUGAGGGCGAACAUGGAGCGGCCGGAUAGCGGGGGCACGCUGGAGGAAGAGAUCGACAGCCUGUUGUGCGGCAAGCCGGACUAUUACGACUUGGAUGCCAAGUUCCCGCCAUCCACGUACGUCACCAUGGUGGAGGAGAAGUAUCGCUGCAGUCCAGGCUACAGCGUCGCCAAGGUCAAAUGUUUGAAAGAAAAAUGUCAAGAAUCCUGCAAGGACCACAACCAUGCAACGUUGCUGAAAGCCGAGCACGCUCGGAGACAGCAACAGCAGCAGCUACUUCAUCAUUCACCACAGCAGCAACAGCAGCAACAUCAACCACAUCAACAGCAUUCGCAGCAGCCACAGCAACAAACGCAGCACCGAACACCUUCCCCUGCGCGUCAAGGCCAGAGCAGCGGAGAGCCGGCCGUCAUGGCGACGUGUUCCAGAGGUACCACAAAGUCUGGUCCCGAAUUUCCCAGACCCACCCUGAUUCGCUCCGCAAAGUCACGUUUCAACGAAGUGGCCAAGUGUAUGUUGGAGAUCAUAGAAGACCUCCAGCACAAAAAGCUUGCGGACCCUAGGUCCAACCGAGUUAGGCAGCCCGCACCUACGACGCCGCAAUUACUUCGAGACGCCCACGCCGGCGCCAAGAGGGGUAGCAGUGUGCCACAGCGACCCAUGUCGGACUCCGAGUACCACGUCUACGAAGAAGUUCUCUACGACUUCGUCAGCACGGGAAGCACAACGUCCGACUCCACAAUCAAGCCGCCUCCGCUGCCGGCGAGGCCCGUGGAACCGGGGAACAGACCCAAGCAAAGGAGCAAUCUGUAUUCCCUGGUACGGAACCAAGAGGAGCGGCGCAACAUCUCCAAGUCUCUGGAGCAGGAGUGGAGCAGCGACAAAGGAGAACUGGGGGACGAGUACGGAUUCCGGUCUCUGGCAAACUCCUAAUGAGGGAGCAAGGCCCUUGGUGCUAAUGGAACUUACGGCCCUCGGCGAACUGCCCAGAACCCUGUGAAUGCGAGAGAUCUUUCAAGAUGAGCACCCAGCGGCACGAGCUUGGGUUUGUGCCGGUGACACUUUAGUUGCGGAUUUGUUUUGCUAGGGAUGGGGGGGGGGGGGGGGGGGGGAGACCAAUUCUUAUUGGAAGAUGUGGUGGUCGUUGUUUUGUGUUAUUGAAGAAAACCAGCUUUAGGGAACUGAUUUUCCCGCAUUUUUCUCGAGUUUUAAUACAUUCUGUUUAAUAUAGUAAUCUAACAAAUCUUUGGGAGCCGCAGGCCUCCAAGGUGGGAUAAGUUGUGAGAGGAUGAAAAAUUAGAAGACAACAAACUAGGGAUCUGGGGUUGCUCGCUCACUCGCGAAUCACUGCCACGUCAAUAUUUAUUUGCAAAUCAGCAAGGCCAAAUAAGAACUCCAUAUCUGGGCCAUAAUAGUGUUUUUUUAUAAAAGUGGCAUCGGAAACAAACUUGCUCAAGGUUGCAGUAACACUGGUGGUUGUACCGCAGCCGUGAAACAAUAGCGAAUACUGUUAGUACAGAUCAUCUUCAAGAACGGGCGUUCUAGACUGCGAGGUUGGCCGGGUAUACUUUUGAACUUUUCUUGUUCGUUUCCAAUUCAAGCGCAGCCUAAACGAGUCUACGGCAGCUAAGUGCAUGCUAGAACCACAAAUCAUGUUUGGUAUAAAACAACUGUACCCCUCACACUGUUCCUGUAUGGCGUGAUCACUGUUCAACAUACAUAUCGUCGUUUGUCUGACAUGAAGGCAAAUGAAUUUGUAACUUGUAGAUCACUUUCUCUUCGUCUACAUGUCCAUAGGAUAAGCAUAUCAACGUAACUGCCAGAUACAAGGAUGUAAUAGGAUGUCAGAACUUUACAUUUUGUGAUGACUAAUGAAAUAAGAUAGAAGUGAAAUUAAUAGAAACAUCUGUAGUGCAUGUCACAUACCAUAUCAUUGGUAUAACCUUUUUCAAAUAAUUUAAGUUUAUUCAAAUGUUGUUCAUUUGCAACUUUCAAGCCUUGUCGCUACAAUAAGCGUGACCAAAAGAUACUCUCGGUAACUGGCCGCUAUCAUGAUGCCGUUGCAUCGACGUUGUUUAAGACGGUUAACUUAGGGUAUUUCAUGUAUUCUAAUCUAAAGCAUAAACCGUAUCAAUUUUUAUCAGAGGAAGGAUACGACCGCCGAUGUUUCUCAACAAGGCUUAGUGACUUCGGAGCUGGUGAAGCCAGGUCUCCCGCAGGAUAUUGGUUGUUUAUUUUUAAGUUCUUCUUAAGCGCUUUGAUUAUCUCUAUAAGUUGUUAAGAAUGAAAUAAUGGAUUGUCCUGUUCAAACUAGGAAAUCGAAAAAUGAGAGUAUUUCUGGUAUCCUUCUGCAACUAAUAGUACCAGGUUAUACUGAUUCCCACAGCAUCUGCGCAGCGUUAUCAAAGGAACAGCUACGAAAGCAUAGCACUGCUGGAUAUUUUAUUUGCACGAGCACUUCAAAAGCCCACACACUCGCUUACGUGUCUCUUGUAACGCUCCACGCAAUUCUGAAGGAAGGGGUAUUACAUUCCUUCUAAUAAAAGUCUUUUUUUUUUUUUAUUCCGCCAAUUUUUAGGCUUUAUACCUCACUUAAAGGUCGACGUACAACCUCGGCUUUAUGCAGGGAAAAUAAUCCUCUUAGCGCUCCCCUCUCCUAAGCUGGGAGAGGAGCCAAGUUGGGGCAAGGUAAAAAGUUGAGAGGAUAUAGGAAAGGAGGAGGCGAGUAAACGUGGAAAGCGCAAAGUGUACGUCGGUCUUUAAGAGUGCAAAGCAUAUCGUAGGAACAUGAUGUUGCCUGGCAUGGCCAUACCUAUGAACGUUUGAUACGUGCCUCAACAGAGCCAUCUCUCUUACAAGGGUUCCCUAAGUUUCCGUUGAAUACCCUUAUUGCUACCUUUGCCAGAAAACUUCGUUCCCAAAACAUCUCUUGCUUAGGACUCCAGAAGCAAAAAACAAAAGUGCCAUAAUUAUUUUAGGAUUUAUUUGCACCUCUCUACUUUGUCAUAUAACACAAUGCCUUAGAACUAAUGAGCACACAGCUCGAAAUGCUUAUAAGCAUUUCGAGCUGUGUGGUCUCUGAUCUACGAGUUCUUGUUAUUAAAAAUUUCCGAACGCGCCAGAGGCAGCACAUUUGCAGCAUGCAAACGAACUAUAGGAAGAACUUUGUACCGUGAUCAGUUUCCAACGAGCGCAGUUUUCAAUCAUGUAUAGAAGCGAGUUGUCAAGGUAUAAACACAACCCUGAUCAGUGUCGUCUCACUUUAACAUACCGCUACUUCAAUCGUAGACAUGUGUGACAUAUGCAAACUUAUAUAAACCGAAAAUUGUCAGUAUUGUGUGUGUGUAUAGAGCACUAUAUGUGUAUGAAAAACAAACGAACACGUAACGCGUGCCUACAUUGAAUGUUGUUUCAGGGUGAAUGAAUGUUGACUAAACGCUACCAUCAAUUCAAAAGUUCCAACUGUUUUUUUGUUGUUGUUCCUUUUUGUACAGAAAACAAAUUAUAUAUAGAUGCUUGUAAUCGCGCUCUUGUCUGAAACUCGUGCAAAGAGGCCUUUUCGGGAAGCUCCUCUGGCACCCUGCCUCAAACCCCCAUCUGGCAGGCAACUGUUCAGCCCUGAAGUUGCUCGAAGAAGCGCGUGGACGGAUGCCUGUUUACGUGUACAAAAAGAUAAUAAAAGUAUGGAAAGAGUUUA
Molecule: messenger RNA, 4805 nt
Organism: Ixodes scapularis (black-legged tick)
Lineage: Eukaryota; Metazoa; Arthropoda; Arachnida; Ixodida; Ixodidae
Product: AF4/FMR2 family member lilli
Exons: 3
Coding region: 26-2041 (671 amino acids)
Molecular function (GO): transcription coactivator activity
Source: RefSeq, a predicted model, not a curated record